Messenger RNA from Hyalella azteca, 1881 nucleotides. RefSeq lists its product as uncharacterized. Lineage: Eukaryota; Metazoa; Arthropoda; Malacostraca; Amphipoda; Hyalellidae. The record is from RefSeq and is a predicted model, not a curated record.
GGUCCCUCACCACCAUCAACCACUCCGUUUCAUCUACCUGUGAAUUGGGACGGGCCUCACUUCAUCAACCUGGCUGUACUUGACGUUCGCGACGGAAAGCACGGCUUUUCAGACAGCGGCAAACAUUUCACCCGCUUCUACCGUCGCUGCAACAAAUUUGCUGAUGAACUCAAGAUUGGCAAGGGUUAUGCUGUGUUAGAAAAGGUCGCUGAAGAUCACCGCCUUCCCAAGUUUGCACCACUUUCGUACGCUCAACAUAGAUUUGCAAGUAGCGCUUUUUCACAAUGGACGGCGGUCUUCAAAGGUUAUGCAGCGUUCUGCAAAGCCUUUGACGAGAUGAACCCAGAAUGUAAAAAUUACGAAACACUACAAUAUAUUCUUAAAGGGUUUGAUCUCGUAGUGGACCUGAUAUGCUUCAUGGACAUCUUCGAGCCCCUUAAACUCACCAUGGAAGCUUGCCAAAGCCUAGCUUCAACUCCAUGGAAGACGCAUAAAUACGUCAAGCAGCUUGCUGAGUUCUUUGACUCAAUGAACUUUCGCGAGAAGGUGGGAACACCAUACGUGAGGAAACACCUACACGAAGUUGUAACAGAAAAUACCUUCCAAGGAGUCACCUUGAUUGAGGGCUACUUGGUCACUGACGAGCAUCAGGUGGAAGUGGAAGAGGACUUCAUUGCUGGAAGCAGGUCAAGAGGAACUCUCCAGCAACGUAAGAAGAAGAAAACAGUUAUAAACUGGAUGAGUCGUGAACUGAACGACUGCUUAGAGGACAAUGCCCAGCUCACCUCUGACCUAAGUAUCUCUCUGAAGAACAGACUUGUGAAAUGCUCACAUCCUGCUAUGGUUAUGUUAUCAGAGUGCCUAGACUUGAGUCAUUAGGUCACACUUCUGCAGGGUGCAAGGACAUCUCCAGGGGGACUACCAUACGAUCGUGUUUCAUACGCUCUACAUGGUGAAGAAACCUUCCGCGAGCUUGUAACACAAUUUUCCACCUUGAAGGUCGUCCGUCAAUGCUUCCAGCAGGCUGUGGAUCCCAGAAUGUCUUCUAGGCUCUUGGAUAGCCUUAAAUCUGCCGUAGCGGACUGUGUGUGGGGAGUGCACUUUGAAAGCGUCGGUAAAACGAUGUUCAAAGUCGUGUCAGGCCCUAACAGUGGAAGAUAUUUGUGCGACAUUCUUCCAAAUCAAGAUGUAGUACACUCUUUGCAGCCUAUAGACACCACAGAUUUUAGGCUGGAUAGCGAGUAUUGUUUAGAGUUAGAAACGGAGAAGUUUGAGGUGCGUUUUGUGGAAAGCAAGUUGAUCGCUAGCUUGUAUCAGCAUGCACCUCUCUAUCAUCAAGUUGGUGCACCCACCUGUGCCAUAUUUGAUUUUGCAUUGAAUUUGGGUGGGACGGAGGCAGUCGCUGAAACGUAUUUUGGCAAGAUGUGCGCUCAAAGCGAGGAUGGCGGGAUGCUGAGUGAGACGUUGGAACUAAGAACCCUAGUGGACCACUCACUCCCGAGCCCCUGCCUCUGCCCCAAUGUAGUGAAGAAAAUUUGCAGGCGUUAUUUAGACGGCGACGAAAAUCUCCCCAAGCACCGACUUCCAAUCUUCUUUGAUAAGCGUAACAGAGCAGAAAACAAAUAUGGGAAAAGUAAGGUACUCGAUCGCCUAUCUAAACAACAUAAAGGCCUUGCUUUCAUGACUUGAGACUUUUUUAUACUCAGGCGGGAUCUCGGACGCACGUCUGUGCUCGUCAGAUGUCCUAUGGGAUUUCGCGCUCUUAGGGGGAUUGUUCCUGAGCGCCCCACCGCUGAGCUCGCAGUGUCUGACUGCGGGCUUCAGUUGUUGGGUUAGCUUAUUAUGUAGGUAGGAUUCCUUACAUUUCCAUUGUCUCUCUCG